AUGAAUAAAACAUUUCAAAGCCGUCAAAGAUCUCCUAGGCUAGCCUCCUGAGUUGAGAACUCGCUCGCUGGCUUCUGCAGAUGCCAAGCUGAGACGCCCCACUCCCAGAUUAACCAGAGUAAGCUUGAGCUCUGGCUGCAAUCAUGUAAUGGGCGAGCUUGGUUCCUACAAUUGUUGGUGACGCCAAGUUGCUGUUGAAAGUGGACCAACUACUGCGAAAACCAAACAUGGCUGCCAUCAAUUGCGGAUGGAGAUGCAUUAAAUGCUCUUUUCAAGUACAUGCAAGCAUCCUACUGCUUCUGUGUUGGAGGCCAUAGACAAGAAAAUACUUCUGCAAAGUCUCUAGAGGUUCCAGAGUCUUUGCACAAAGUUUCUCAACAAUUUGUUCAUCUCAAGCUUGAACAAUCUGAAGAAUCAAAAUCGAUCCCCAAAACUGAGGCUGACAAUCUUUUACAAGUGAAGGCUCCAGCAAGACACCAACUAGAUCAUGGUCUCUCUGAGAUUGAUGAAGAGCUUGAAGAAUCCAGUCUAAACUAUAAGACUAGGAAAGAUGUUGUCUACAAGGCUGCUUUCAGAAGGAUGAAGAAGUACUUCACUCAAGACUUCCAAGUAGCCUUUCAGGAUCAUUUUGAGCAAAGAGAUUAUUUGAUUAGGCUUCAAGAGUACUGCUCUCUCAAGUUCCCAGAGAGCAACACUUCCCAAGCCUGAAUGAUGCUUGACUUCAUCAUCAACCCCAAGAACAAACUCGGAGUCAUUCCUCACGUAAACAGACACCUCAAGAGGCAGGUUGGCAAACUCAUGAGUUGUUACAGCCUGAAGCUGUUCAGACAGAUUGAGUUCAGGCCUGAGUUCUUGGAGAUCCUACUGCACUUCUUGACCAUCGAAGGAGUCGGCAGGAUGAUCUUUAAAGACCACAGAGCGUGUUUCCAAAGCAGAGUGCAAACUCAUCUGCACCAACUAAAAGAGAGAGCCUUCUGGAUAACAAACCCCAUGUCUGGAUAACAAUAAUUCGAUAAAAUCCUGC
This is a messenger RNA of Moneuplotes crassus, 1024 nucleotides long. Lineage: Eukaryota; Ciliophora; Spirotrichea; Euplotida; Euplotidae. The record is from the annotation of a GenBank genome assembly.